UCCUUUGCUUAUCAUUGAUUCUGUGUCGUUUUUGACGUUAUGUUGGCAUUGAAACAGUGGGGACUUUGGUCUUGAUAGGCGGACGAGCAGAAAUCAGAGACACCUGUUAGUCCCAAAAUAGCAGCAGCCGGCACCAUGGGUAGAACGGCUUUAUCACUUAUUGGAAAAGAAUUCACUGAAUUUACAUUUGAUGGGUUCCUAGAUUGGUUUAUCCACGUUGAGGAUCCCAGGCCACAUUGGGACGUUCAGCCAACUUAUCUGAUUUCCCAGGUUUCUUUUCUACUUGGAGGAAUAUGCACUUUCAUUCAUGCUGUUCGUUCUGGAGGCAGAAUGCCAUAUUUGUGGCUGGGCAUAAUGCUGCACGGAUUAGUCGUGGAGAUGGCAGCAUAUUGGAUGCCGGACAUUGACAACUUUUGGCACUCUCAAACGCCUGUGAUGCUGUUAGGCCGGAGACUUCCACUCCAUAUCUCGUGUCUAUAUCCAAGCUUCCUCUACCAAGCUUCUGUCGCUGUAUCCAAGUUGCGCCUUCCGAAGUGGGCCGAGCCUUUCGCUGUUGGGUUGACAGUGGUUCUCAUCGACAUUCCCUACGACAUUGUGUCUGUUAAGUUCAUCCACUGGACUUGGCACGACACAGACCCCAACAUAUAUGACAGGCAUUACUGGGUGCCUUGGAACUCGUACUACUUCCACUCCUGUUUUGCCGCCUCGUUUACCUUCUGGUUCCACGGUUUCCGACGGUGGAUAAAAGGGUGCAAUGAUGGAAUUGAAAAUAAAUGGAAGUCAAAGAGCUUCUCGUACGAGCUUGGUACAACAGUCAUUGCAAGUUUACUCGGAAUGCCAGGAGGUGUUCUUCUGUUUCUGCCGCUUUAUCACCCUCUGCAUGACAUUUACGGAAUACACUCGGAAGUGACAUACUUCAUUCUAUUUUCCAUUUUCUUAGCUUUUGCUUGGUCUGGAGACAGAAAAGCUCCCCCUGAUGCUAAGCCAAAAGUUCAUUCCUUGGGAAAGAGUUGGAUACUACUCAUUCAUCUGAUUUUUCACUACGCUUCGUUUCUCGCAAUGACCAUUUUCUUCAACCCUGAAGAUGAAGUCGCAAGCGGUCUCCAUGAACCCGUUGGUCCAUGCAAAGAAACAUUGCCAGUAAAUACUGCGUUUGGAAUGGUUCUCCAGAAGCGAAAAUAUCUAUGCUUGGAGGAUUAUGAUGAGGAUUACUUUGAUUUCCACUGCAUCAAUAAGCCACCAUCCAACUUUGCAUCUUGGUACACAAUAUGUGGAACACCAUUUAAAAACAGGGCCGAGUACAUUGCUGUAAUAGCGUCAUUAACGUUUUUAGCUUUCAACGUGCUUAGAAAUAUGCACUUUCAUGCUGGAAAUGAAGUGGACACUUCAAAGCGUAUUUCACCUUCCAUUGCCACGCACAGAAAGAAAAAUAAAUAAAUUGCUUAGUCAUUGGCAUGAAUAAAUCAGAGAGUAGAAUA
This is a messenger RNA of Cloeon dipterum, 1478 nucleotides long. RefSeq lists its product as uncharacterized. The transcript is spliced from 7 exons. Bases 136 to 1437 code for a protein of 433 amino acids. NCBI's taxonomy places the organism in Eukaryota, Metazoa, Arthropoda, Insecta, Ephemeroptera, Baetidae. The record is from RefSeq and is a predicted model, not a curated record.